UCGAGUCAGAUGAUAAGCAGGUUAUGAAUAUAUUGAAAUGAUACACGUUUGAAACAAACUUAUAUCUGCAGUAAUUUAAAAAUAAAUGCAUUUAUUAAGGAGAGCUUUCUGAGAGAACGGAGUGAGGAUAAAUGAUAAAUAUGCUCAAAUUUCCGAGAUUAUUAGUAAAUCAUGUGAAAGCGUUGGCGACACCCACGUCGUCUAGUAAUGCGGAUUAUUUGUCACAACAAACACGAAACACUUUUAUUCUCAAAAGAAGGAAUCCAGUACCUCUUCAUAAAAAGAAUGCCAAGCCCCAUCAUCUGAGAACAAGGCAUUUUAUUUACGAUCUUGUUGAGGAUACUAAUGUAAAGAGAAAAAAACCACUCGAUUUGAUUCUGACACAAUACGUGGCAGGACUUGGCAAUAUGGGCACUCAAGUGUCGUUACACCCAACGAUAGCGUACUCAAAGCUUUUACUGCCGAAAUUGGCGGACUAUGCUACUCCUGAGAACAUUGAAAAGUAUACGAAAUUGGCGGCAGACAAGGAGAAUGAUAAGUCGUUCAGUUCUUCCUCGGUAGAGAAAACAAUGAAGUAUCUAUCGCGGAAACGGAUAUCCAUAGUGAUGUCAAAGGACAUGCCAUGGACAUUGGAGAAGUGGCAUAUCAAAGCAAAUUUCCGCAAGGCUGGUAUUUAUCUACCUGAGGACACUAUAACGAUGCCUGAGAAACCAAUAUCUGGACCGAAUCUGGAUUUACAGGGAAAGGAAUUUUACGUGACUAUCACGAUUAAUAAUCGCGAACAAGUGAAGGUGAGAUGUUGUCUGCAUCAUUGGACGCCGGAAAAUUCUUCGCAACUUUACGUCAAUGAAUUUUGGAAGCUGCCAACCGAUCCAAUAUUUCCCGAAGACAAGCCGAUUUUAGAUUCUCUUCCUCCUUUCUGGAUGGAAAGGAAGAAAACCACAUGUUUCUAA
This is a messenger RNA of Atta colombica, 953 nucleotides long. It is a transcript of the gene mRpL9, whose product is annotated as 39S ribosomal protein L9, mitochondrial. The transcript is spliced from 3 exons. The record is from RefSeq and is a predicted model, not a curated record. Gene Ontology annotation, molecular function: structural constituent of ribosome. Gene Ontology annotation, cellular component: mitochondrion; ribosome. NCBI's taxonomy places the organism in Eukaryota, Metazoa, Arthropoda, Insecta, Hymenoptera, Formicidae. Bases 132 to 953 code for a protein of 273 amino acids. Gene Ontology annotation, biological process: translation.